CUUCAACGGGACGCCAACAGAUCGAUUGACUACGAGCCACCAAGCCGUCGUUCGUCUCAAACUCCGCCACUAUAUCCAAUAUGCUUUCUUUUAGGCUGCCGUCAAUCAAUAAGCUGCUGCCAUGGGGAGACCGCGUGGUUCUCGCGCUGCCCUCCGUCAAAAUCCACGAGAUUGAUACGGCCCUGGAGAAGCCCGCCCGCGCUCUGAAGCAUCUGCUCAAACUGAACCAUGCUAACCAUGCCAUCCUGUACAAUGAACGGAGAUUCCAUAAUCAUGCACCUCACAUUCUUUGUUCAUCUUUCCUGCAAGGAGCGGACGCAGAUGAUCUGAACCGUGUAUACGAGGCUGAAUCUGAGCUUCUCGAACCUUGGACAGAUGCGCCUGCUGAAAUUAGCAUCCACGAUUGGAGAGACUUUCUGGGAUACAGAGAAUACCAGCGUGCAUUUGUUGACUUUUUUGAGGAUGAACUCGUUCGCCAGGGAUAUGAUUGGAAGAGUGUUGUUAGUGACUAUCUCUUCUCUGGCAACGAGCCAUUGUUUAAUUCCCUCGCGGCUGAUCUUGGACACCCCCUGAUCCAUCUUGCAUAUGCUUUUGAACUUUCCAGCCGCGAAGUGGCCAUGGAAGCUUUGGCGAUGACCUCAACAUGUUACGGCGGCAUCCAUAAAUAUCUGGAUGACCCUUCCUACACUCAGACCGAGCCUUCCUAUCAAUCCACCUCUGUUUUCGAGAUCAUCGACAAAGUUCGUACCGACAAGCAGUUCAACGGCCUUUUCGGAACCCCAGGCGACCAUAACAUGGAAAUCCUCUUCCGCGAACGUGAAGCUGCCCUUCUCGACCACUGGAACGCUUGGAAGAUCCAAGAUCCCGUCAAGCAGUUCCGCGAGAGCCAAGAACUUGCCGUCGCCAUCUUGAUGGGCACGCAUUCCGACCGAACAAGUGAACAGUACGAUUUCUUCUUCGUCCACAUUUUGACUACCAGCCACGCGGUCCGGAUCCUCCUGCCACUUAUUCCAUCUCAGUUCCAAGUCUCUCUUGUUCGGCAGUGGUGGCUGCUUACGCUGUCCAUCUACAUUGCCCAACUCCGACCGGAGCUCGACCUUGACCGGAUCCGCAAGUACGAACUCAGCGGACGAGACUGGACCUGUACAGCCAAGCAGGCAGUCAAGGGCGAAUACUCGACCGAUGCACACUACGUGAAAGCGCUGCGUGCAUGCCGAGAAUGCGCGGACACCUGGGGCGACGAGGACUCUUUCUAUCUCAAGGCAGCUGUCAAGUUUGGCGAGGAAUUCAAUGGUUGGGGAGGAUUUAUUUGAUUUGACAAAAGCAUCUGCAGUCUUGAUUCCAUAAUAUGCUUGUACAAUAAGGCAAUUUUUUCCGCUUUGAGUGAUGGAUGCAUCAUUUCAUAUGUAAUCCUAGUUUCUCAUCUGCUUGGGGUGUUGUUGGACAUGGUCCGGUCUUCUGGGGUAAUAUGACUUGAAUUGAACCUUCG
Messenger RNA from Aspergillus sclerotioniger CBS 115572, 1489 nucleotides. RefSeq names its product questin oxidase family protein. The record is from RefSeq and is a predicted model, not a curated record. The coding region runs from base 81 to 1313 and encodes 410 amino acids. NCBI's taxonomy places the organism in Eukaryota, Fungi, Ascomycota, Eurotiomycetes, Eurotiales, Aspergillaceae. The transcript has 4 exons. Gene Ontology annotation, molecular function: oxidoreductase activity.